AUGUAUGUUUUUAAAAGAGAUGGCCGUCGUGAGCCGGUCAGAUUUGACAAGAUCACUGCUAGAAUUUCUCGUAUGUGUUACGGUUUAGAUGAAAAGAGAAUUGAUCCUGUCGCCGUUGCUCAGCGUGUGGUUACAGGUGUGUAUCCUGGUGUUACCACUAUUGAGUUGGACAACUUAACUGCUGAAACUGCGGCAUAUAUGACUACCAUUCAUCCAGAUUAUGCUACUUUGGCCGCCAGACUUGCCAUUUCUAAUUUGCACAAGCAGACUAAGAAGCCAUUCUCUGAUGUUAUUGAAGAUCUUUACAACUAUUAUAACCCAAAAACCCAGAAGAAAUCCCCUAUGAUCUCUGAAGAAGUUUACAAGAUUGUCAUGAAGCACAAGGAUGAGUUGAACUCGGCCAUUAACUAUGACCGUGAUUUCAGCUAUAAUUACUUUGGCUUUAAGACCCUAGAGCGUUCAUAUCUGUUGAGGAUAAAUGGUAAGGUUGCAGAGAGGCCUCAGCAUCUUCUUAUGAGAGUUGCCGUUGGAAUUCACGGUGAUGAUAUUCCUAAAGUUUUGGAGUCGUAUGAUUUGAUGUCGAAGAGAUACUUCACACACGCCUCUCCAACAUUGUUUAAUGCCGGUACUCCACGCCCACAGAUGUCGUCUUGCUUCUUAGUUGCAAUGAAGGAUGACUCUAUUGAAGGUAUCUACGACACUUUGAAACAGUGUGCCUUGAUUUCCAAGACGGCUGGUGGUAUUGGUCUACAUAUUCAUAACAUCCGUUCUACAGGUUCAUACAUUGCUGGUACCAACGGUACAUCCAAUGGUAUUAUUCCUAUGGUUCGUGUGUUCAACAGUACUGCUAGGUAUGUUGACCAAGGUGGUAACAAGAGACCAGGUGCCAUUGCUAUCUACUUAGAACCUUGGCAUGCAGAUAUCUUUGACUUCAUCGAUAUCAGGAAGAAUCACGGUAAGGAGGAGAUCCGUGCACGUGAUUUGUUCCCAGCUCUUUGGAUCCCUGAUCUAUUCAUGAAGCGUGUUGAACAAAAUGAUACAUGGACUUUGUUUUCUCCUUCUGAGGCCCCAGGUCUUUCAGAUGUUUACGGUGACGAGUUUGAAGAGUUGUACACUCGUUACGAGAAGGAGGGACGUGGAAGAAGAACCGUUAAGGCUCAGAAGUUGUGGUAUCAGAUUUUGGAGGCUCAGACAGAAACCGGUACGCCUUUCAUGAUUUACAAGGAUGCCUGCAACAGAAAGAGUAAUCAAAAGAACUUGGGAACCAUCAAAUCUUCGAAUUUGUGCUGUGAGGUUGUCGAAUACUCUUCUCCAGAUGAGGUUGGUGUGUGUAACUUAGCAAACAUUUGCUUACCUGCAUUUGUUGAGUCCGACAAGGAUCACUGCUGGUUCAACUUUGAGAAGUUGCACAAGAUCACCAAGGUUGUCACUCGUAACUUGAACCGUGUUAUCGACAGGAAUUACUACCCGGUUCCCGAGGCCCGCAACUCCAACAUGAGAAACAGACCUAUCGCUCUUGGUGUUCAAGGUCUUGCCGAUACGUUCUUCAUGCUCAGAUUGCCAUUUGAUUGCCCAGAAGCUCGUGAGCUUAACAUACAGAUAUUCGAGACCUUGUACCAUGGUGCUCUGGAAGAAUCAAAUCAGCUUUCUGUGGAAGAGGGUACGUAUGAGACCUAUGAAGGCUCUCCAGCUUCCAAGGGUAUUCUCCAGUACGAUAUGUGGAAUAAGAAGCCAACUGAUCUGUGGGAUUGGGAGGCUUUGAAGGCCAAGAUCGCUAAGGAUGGUCUUAGAAAUUCGCUUUUGGUCGCUCCUAUGCCAACUGCCUCUACCUCUCAGAUUAUGGGUUACAACGAGUGCUUCGAGCCAUUCACCUCUAACAUCUAUCAGAGAAGAGUUCUUGCUGGUGAGUUCCAGAUUGUCAAUCCUUACAUGCUAAGGGACCUUAUUGAUAUGGGAAUAUGGAACGAUGCAAUGAAGAAUUUCAUCAUUCAUGACAAUGGAUCCAUUCAGAACUUACCUAAUAUUCCAGACAACAUUAAGAAAUUGUACAGGACUGUUUGGGAACUUUCUCAGAAGUCUGUCAUCGACAUGGCCGCCGACAGAGGUGCCUACAUUUGCCAGUCUCAAUCCAUGAACAUCCACUUGCAAUCACCAACUAUGGGUAAGUUGACGUCCAUGCACUUUUACGGCUGGAAGAAGGGUUUGAAGACAGGUAUGUACUACUUGCGUACACAGGCCGCUGCUCGUGCCAUCCAAUUCACUGUUGAUCAGCAAUUGGCCAAGGAAGCAGGCAAGCUUAAGGCUGAAGUCGAUAAUGUGGUUAUGAAGAAGUACAUACCAAGGAAAACCAGAAUUACAGAGAGUGCAUCCGACGAUUCUUCACUUUCGGACUCUCCUCUAUCUACCACUGGUUUUGAGUCAUCGACAACUUCAUUUGAAAGUUCGUUUGCUGAUCUUUCAGUGAAGGAUGCCAAGAAGCCAACUGAAUCCAUUCCUGAAGCUCCCCUUGAAGAGGUUCAUGAAAGCACACCAGCUGAGGAGACCGAGAAGAUAGAUGCCACUGAGGAGAAGUCCGCUACCGGCAAUACGAAAAAGCCAAAGAAAGGAGAUGAGGAUUUUGAUAUAUACAACUCCAAGGUUAUCGCUUGCGCUAUAAACAAUCCAGAGGCUUGUGAGAUGUGCUCCGGUUGA
Molecule: messenger RNA, 2691 nt
Organism: Brettanomyces bruxellensis
Lineage: Eukaryota; Fungi; Ascomycota; Pichiomycetes; Pichiales; Pichiaceae
Gene: RNR1
Product: ribonucleotide-diphosphate reductase subunit rnr1
Exons: 1
Coding region: 1-2691 (896 amino acids)
Biological process (GO): deoxyribonucleotide biosynthetic process; DNA replication
Cellular component (GO): ribonucleoside-diphosphate reductase complex
Molecular function (GO): ATP binding; ribonucleoside-diphosphate reductase activity, thioredoxin disulfide as acceptor
Source: RefSeq, a predicted model, not a curated record